Molecule: messenger RNA, 1682 nt
Organism: Drosophila innubila
Lineage: Eukaryota; Metazoa; Arthropoda; Insecta; Diptera; Drosophilidae
Gene: Alp9
Product: membrane-bound alkaline phosphatase
Exons: 1
Coding region: 45-1607 (520 amino acids)
Biological process (GO): dephosphorylation
Molecular function (GO): alkaline phosphatase activity
Source: RefSeq, a predicted model, not a curated record
CGAGUACAGUAUCCGUUUGACUGGCGUUGAGCUCAGAACUUGAAAUGUGGACACUGAAAAUAUUAACUCUACUGCUGCUGGGAGCAUGUGUUUGGGCUGGCGCUGUGCCCGGCCAGCCUCCAAUGGAUGCCGAUGAGGAAAUGCAUCCCGAUCUGCAGCUGGGGAAUUCCCGCAGCCGAGCGCGUCGUAUCAAGGGAGAGAACACACAGGAUUAUUGGCUCUCGGCCAGCAAGCAGCAUAUUCUGGAGAAACUGGAUUAUGUGAGGAGUGAGAGGAAGGCCAAGAACAUUAUAUUGUUUCUGGGAGAUGGCAUGGGAUUGGCCACUUUGGCUGCGGCCAGGAACUACAUAGGCGGCGAGGAGAAGAAGAUGUCCUUUGAGGAAUUCCCCUACACGGGUCUCUCCAAGACCUACUGUGUGGACAAGAUUGUGCCCGACUCGGCAUCCACAUCGACCUCCUAUCUGUGUGGCGUCAAGGCCAACUAUGGCACCAUUGGAGUGAAUGCCCAUGUGCGCCGAGGCGACUGUCUGGCCAUGAGGAACACCAGCAAUCAUGUCUUCUCCGUGGCCAAAUGGGCCAUGGAUGCGGGCAAGGGAGCCGGAUUUGUGACCACGACCAGAGUAACCCAUGCCUCACCCUCGGGUAACUAUGCCCACACCGCCGAUCGCGAGUGGGAGAACAAUGCGGUGCUCGAGGAAGCUUGCGGAGAUCAGGCGCAGCAUCUGGAUGACAUUGCCGUGCAGCUGAUCCACGGCGAAGUGGGCAGUAAGCUGAAAGUGAUGCUCGGCGGUGGCAGACGGAAUUUCUAUGAUACCGAGCUGUACAAGAACGGCAGACGUACCGAUGGACGUGACCUGGUCGCGGAAUUCGAGUCGCUUUCCAAGCACAACAAAUACGUGAAGAAUCGCAAGAAUCUGCUCAAGGUGAAUGCCACGGAAACGAAGCGUCUGCUGGGCCUGUUUAGCAAGAGUCAUCUGCAUUAUCAUCUGGAGCAGCUGGCGGAUCCGGAGAACAGCGAACCGACGCUCGAGGAGAUGACCGAGAAGGCCAUUGAAAUGCUGGAGCAGGAGAAGAAGGGUUACUUCCUGUUCGUGGAGGGCGGCAAGAUCGAUAUCAGUCAUCACGAUACCAUGGCCAGGAUUGCGCUCGACGAAACCGCCGAGUUCUCCAAGGCCAUCAAGCGGGCUCGCAAACUGACCAGCAAGAAGGAUACGCUGAUUGUGGUCACCUCGGAUCACUCGCAUACGUUCAGUGUGGGCGGCUAUCAGCCACGUGGUAGCGACAUCUUUGGCGAGGCCGAGUCCAAGGGCACCGAUGGCAAAUCCUAUCUGGCUCUGAGCUAUGCCAACGGCAAGAGCUUCGACAGCUUCUACGAUACGGAAGCCCAUGAGCGCAUUGAUCCCCUCAGCCAGCUCUCCGACGAUGCCGCCCAGCUGUUCCCGGCCACCGCUCCGCUGGAGUCGGAGACCCAUGGCGGCGAGGAUGUCGGAGUCUUUGCCUCGGGUCCUUGGGCUCAUCUCUUCACGGGUGUCUACGAGCAGAACACAAUUCCCCAUAUGCUCGCCUUUGCUGCCUGUGUGGGAGAGGGACAGACCGCCUGUGAUUGACGGCUUGAUUGAUGCUCUGAUUGAUAGUAAUUUUAAUUAAAAACUCGCACUCCUUUGGAGUCGACUGCAAAACGA